Molecule: messenger RNA, 2400 nt
Organism: Tetrahymena thermophila SB210
Lineage: Eukaryota; Ciliophora; Oligohymenophorea; Hymenostomatida; Tetrahymenidae
Exons: 1
Source: RefSeq, a predicted model, not a curated record
AAUAUCCAAAUAAUUAAAUAAACAAAUACAUAUUCAAUUAAUUACUUUUUUUUACUUUCUUUUCUAAAAAUGAGUAAGAAGGGCAGAGAUUUAUCUUUUAAAUAAUUUUAAAAUCAAAGAUACAAAGUAAAUUGUUUUAUAGACUAAGAACAAAAGAAGCAAAUUAAUUCUAUGCCAACUGGCAAAGUUGUUAACUCUCAAGCAAAAGCAAGUAACGAAAGCGUUAAUGAGAAAAAAAUGAUGUCUUACAAAUCCUACUUAUAAGAAGAGCAAGAAUAAUAUUUUAGUGAUUUGAAUAUGGACAACGUAUAUUUUGAAACAAAAAGAGUAGACUAAGAAUUUUAAGAGUAUCAGUAAAAAUCAGAUAGAGAAGAUAAUCCAUCUAGAUAAAAGAUGUUAAGAAGUAUUGAGAGUAGGUAAAAUUCAUAAAAGUAAUUAAAAGGUAAAUAGAAUUAGAAAUAGGUAAAUGCCCUGAAUGCUAACACUGAGAUUUCAGAAAAAAAAGUCAUGAAAUUUUUAAAAUAUACCAUAAGAAAUUCUUAAAAUUGUUAGCCAUAUAUUGAAAGAUAAAGAGCUUAUACUCUUGUAAAUGAACCAUUAAGAGACGAAUCUCCUACUCUUAAAAAGUUAAAAACUGAGAUUGGAAAUGAAAGAGUUUCUCAAAAAAAUCCUGUUUAGCAAGAGAAUUAUAGGUCAACUAAUUAAAAUUUUUUUAGGCCCUAGCAAAAUCAAAGAGAAGAACAUCAUUAUUAUCUGAACCAUGCUAAAAAAGACAUCAAAAUUAGCACUUAAGCUUUAUGCUUUGAAAAUAUAAAUUAAAAUUCAGGAUCUGAAUCUGCUACCAAUAGCGGUGGCUUCGAAACGAAUUUUAAAUUUGUUUAGCCAUAAAGAAGGAAAAGCUUGAUAAACAAUAAUAAUAUUACCUAAAAUAGCUUCAAUAAUACAAAUAAUAAUUCUAAUGGUACUAAUCAUUAUAAAAAUGAAUUACAAUCAAGUUAUAUGUAGAGAUUCUUUAUUCCAAAGUUAAGACUAAACUGUCAAUCUAGCUAAUAGCAAAAAAGGUAAAUGAAUAUUUCUUCAUCUGUGAAUAGGAUAAGGGCAUAUACUGUAACAACAGCAUAAAUUUAGGCAAACAAAGUUACUCACGAUUAAAUGAAUCAAACUGAUAUCUUAAAAACCUAAGAAAAUGAAAAUUCCAUGUCAUUAUUAGAUAAAUUUAAUAAUUAGAGAGCGAUUCAAAUAAAGGAAGUAGAAUUAUGCUUACCUUAAGAGUCCUUGAUGUAAGAAUACAAUUUUAUCACAAAAGAUUCUUCAAAAAGUAAUAAAUUUACGAAUAGCAACCAGCCAUUUAACACAUUUUACUCCAAUAAACAAUCAAAAAACAUAUAAACAGAAAAUAUGUACCUUCCUAUGCAAAAAAAGGAGAAUAUCAGAAACUCUUAAAAUUAUAAUUCUCAAAAGGAAAGCUCAUCCGACUCAGAAAGAAGGUCUGCGAUGCAAUAAUCAUAACUUUCUCAUAGAGAUCUUAUUUCUGCAACAAGCCAGUCAACUCUUCAUCAACAAAAGCAGUUUUAAAUCAACAAAUUAACAUUUUAAAAAAACCCAUUUUUCUAUUAAAGUGUAAAAAAUAAUCCAUCAUUAAUAAACUAUGUAGAAAAAAACAACACUUAAAUAAAAUAAAUUUAAAAUAUUAACCAAUAAACUUGUCAAGAAACCUAAAUUAUGACUGAGAGAUAGAAAUCUUUUUCAGUAAAUUCUCUCUCUAAUUGCAACUAAGUUGAUAAGUAAUCAAAAACCAAAUAAUCACAUUAAGAAAAUCAAGAAGAAAUUGAAUACUUAAAAAGUGAUAAUUAAUAGUAAAUUCAUUAAAUAAAAUAAUAAUAGAACGAAAGUUAAUAUUAGCAAAACGAUUAAUAGUAAUAAUUUAAUCGAAGUGGUAUUUUGAAGGAGCAUGAUCUAAAUUAGAAGCAAAAUAGCACUCAUUAAAGAUAAUUUUAAGAAAAUACUCUUAAAAAACCUCUUAAAAUUUAUAGUAACGUUCAAUAAAUCUUACUACCAUUAAAGCCAGCUGAAGAAUUAUAAAAAACGAAAGCACUUGACCUUACAACUCUUUCAAGGAUUUAAAUAAAUGGUGAAAAGGGAAAUCAUUUGUUAAAGAAAUAAUUUAAAAGAACAUUAAAUAUUUCUAAUUAUAAUAAUGAAAACUGUCUUUAAGAAUAAAAUACAUCACUGUUAUAACAGAACUAACAGCAAAAAUUAAAUUAAAUUAAUGGAGAAAAACUUAAUAUUAUAAACCCUUUAAAAUAAUUAAAAAUGAUUUACUAACCAUUCUAAGUCACAGUAAAGAAUGUAAAAAAUGGGAAUUAUAAUAUGGAAAAUAAUUUAAACUUUUACAGUUGA